Molecule: messenger RNA, 294 nt
Organism: Prunus armeniaca (apricot)
Lineage: Eukaryota; Viridiplantae; Streptophyta; Magnoliopsida; Rosales; Rosaceae
Source: the annotation of a GenBank genome assembly
AUGGGAGGUGCUCCGAGAAGAAUCCGAGUGCAGAGUAGUAUCACAAGACAAGAGCAGUUAAAUGAAAUAUGUUACAAUGUAGCUUUGACAUUGAGGAGGUCUGGGAAGCUGCAGCUCAUUGUAUUGUUGUUCAUACUGUUUAAAGCAGGCAUGGAAUGGGCAGCUGGCACCAAAUGCAAGGAAGGCUGGCAAGGAUGGGAAGAGGUCAAGCCCCUACUUGAAAGAAUUAAAGAAGCUGACUGUGUCAUUGAGGGCCUGGAUAAAGUCAUUAAUAUCCUCGACAGUGUUGUAUGA